Molecule: messenger RNA, 1113 nt
Organism: Gekko japonicus
Lineage: Eukaryota; Metazoa; Chordata; Lepidosauria; Squamata; Gekkonidae
Product: chemokine-like receptor 1
Exons: 1
Coding region: 1-1113 (370 amino acids)
Biological process (GO): positive regulation of cytosolic calcium ion concentration; complement receptor mediated signaling pathway; phospholipase C-activating G protein-coupled receptor signaling pathway
Cellular component (GO): plasma membrane
Molecular function (GO): N-formyl peptide receptor activity; complement receptor activity
Source: RefSeq, a predicted model, not a curated record
AUGCUGAGGGUUGAGAACGUCUCUUCUUUGCCCUUCCUCUCCAAUACCACCUUAUCUCAUGGAAACACCACCUGGCACACCGACGACUACCGUGCUCUCCAAAGAAUCAUGCACAUCCUAUCCAUGGUGGUCUAUGCCGUGGCGUGUCUCCUGGGGGUGUCCGGAAACGGCCUCGUCAUCUGGAUCGCGACCUGCAGGAUGAAGAGGACGGUCAAUGCCGUGUGGUUCCUCAACCUGGCGGUGGCUGAUUUCAUCUUCACGUUCUUCCUGCCUCUGAGCAUUGCGUACACAGCUCUGGGCUUCCAUUGGCCCUUUGGGAAGCUACUGUGCAAGCUAAACAGCACCGUGGCCUUCCUGAACAUGUUCGCCAGUGUCUUCCUCUUGACGGUCAUCAGCAUGGAUCGGUGCGCUUCGGUGGUUUACCCGGUGUGGUCCAGAAACUACCGGACCCCCAAGUUGGCCUGCGGCAUUGCCCUGGUCACAUGGAUCGCCGCCUUUGUCCUAAGCGCUCCGUAUCUCGUGUUCCGAGACACGGCGACGAAUUCCAGGCACGUGAUCAGCUGUUACAAUAAUUUUGCUCUGUCCGGUGACUACAGUGCUGAGGAGACCCGAAGGAUCUGGAAGAUCCGGCAGAGAGCCAUGAUCGUAACCAGAUUCCUGUUCGGCUUCCUGAUUCCAUUCUCCGUGAUCCUGGUUUGCUACACCGCUGUCGUGUUCAGGAUGAAGAAGAGGCGUCUGACCAAGUCCGGCAGGCCCUUCCGGAUCAUCUUUGCCGUAACGGGGUCGUUCUUCCUGUGCUAUUUCCCUUACCACGUCUUCUCCUUGCUGGAAAUGUCCAAAAUGUCUUCCAGUCACGAGUUCAAAGUGGCCCUUUACGUUGGGAUCCCUUUGGCUUCUAGCCUGGCGUUCUUCAACAGCUGCAUCAACCCGAUCCUCUACGUGUUUGUCGGGCAGAAGACAUUCCGGCAGUCGAUCCUUUUGGCAUUCGAAGGGGCUUUCGGCGAGGACUCCCUGCUGUCCACCUUGUCCAGCAAGAGGAAAUCAAGAUCCGUUUCCCAGGCAGAGAUGCCAACUGGGUUGCAACUUGUGCCAAAUCACCUGCCAGAACCCUAG